Annulohypoxylon truncatum is the source of this 790-nucleotide messenger RNA. Its product is annotated as 50S ribosomal protein L14. Gene Ontology annotation, molecular function: large ribosomal subunit rRNA binding; structural constituent of ribosome. The record is from RefSeq and is a predicted model, not a curated record. Gene Ontology annotation, biological process: translation. NCBI's taxonomy places the organism in Eukaryota, Fungi, Ascomycota, Sordariomycetes, Xylariales, Hypoxylaceae. Gene Ontology annotation, cellular component: ribosome; mitochondrial large ribosomal subunit. The coding region runs from base 290 to 685 and encodes 131 amino acids. The transcript has 4 exons.
AAAAUAUCGAAGCAAGUGCGACACAUCAAGCAGGGUCGUCAGCCACAAUUGGAAGUUCCUGACAGCCCGGCCCCCGAAAUGGCCCCAUUUCAUUACAUAAGUUCAGGGACCCGAAAUCCAGAACCAAUCAAAACACAUUUUCACAUCUCAGCCUUAAACGAUUUUCGACAGAGCCUCGAAAUUUCAACCUCAAACAAGCCCUCCAACCGUUAUCCUCACCUCAUUCUUAUAUCGUCGCAUCGCAGUCCCCGCGAUCGGUGCCCUGCGUUAAGGGUGUAUAUCGACCGAGAUGAUUCAGCUCAAGACGAUGCUUAAUUGCAUCGACAACUCCGGUGCCGCCUUGGUCGAAUGCGCCAUCGUCAUCGGCCAGAAGAGACACGCCACUAUUGGUGACAGGAUAGUGGCUAUCGUCCAGAAGCAACGAGGAGCUAGCGAUGCCGGCAUGGGUGCCGCCUCUGCCGCGAACAAGGUGAAAAGGGGUGAUAUUAGACACGCUAUUGUCGUCCGUACUAGGAAGCAGGUCCAGCGCCCCGACGGCAGCGUCGUCCGCUUCGACGACAACGCCUGCGUCCUCAUUAACAAGGCCGGAGACCCAAUCGGCACCCGCGUGAACGGCGUGGUGGGAGCAGAACUCAGGAGACGCGGAUGGAGCAAGAUCUUGAGUAUGGCACCAUCUCAUGCGUAGAUGACACCUUCGGAGGAAAUAUAUCUGGACGAUACGAGAGUACGAAUAACGUCAUGAAUGGACGGGAAAAUAUAAAGCCAAUACCAACGAAUAAAAAUAGCUUUG